Cucurbita pepo subsp. pepo (vegetable marrow) is the source of this 1227-nucleotide messenger RNA. RefSeq names its product F-box protein SKIP1. Gene Ontology annotation, molecular function: protein binding. NCBI's taxonomy places the organism in Eukaryota, Viridiplantae, Streptophyta, Magnoliopsida, Cucurbitales, Cucurbitaceae. The record is from RefSeq and is a predicted model, not a curated record.
GCGGGCAUCUCAUCAAGGGGAGAGAGAUAGAACUCUUUUAUUGACCUCAUAGCUUUCUGUAUUCCUGAAUUCCUAAGGUCACCCAAGAAAUGGCAGAGCCAUCGUGGGCGGAGCUGACGCAGGAGUGCCUAACCAACAUCUUCUCUCGGCUAACCACCGAGCAGCGGUGGCGCGGACCCAUGCUUGUCUGCAAGCUCUGGCUCCGCGCCGCCACCGACUCCUCUCUCUUUUCCCACUUCAACCUCGAACCCAGGUUCGACUCCACCCCCACCGAGUCCCCGGCCUGGUGGUCGCCCCAAUUCGAGGCCAAAAUUGAUUCCAUGCUCCGAUCUGCCGUCCAAUGGAGCCUUGGAUCUCUUUCCCUUAUUCGGAUCAGACACUGCUCCGAUUCAUCUCUCCAAUUGGUCGCUCAAGGGUGUCCAAACCUUGAGGUUCUUUCCAUCAAGAGCUGCGCCAAUGUUACUGAUAGAUCAAUGGCUAAGAUUGCUCUUGGUUGCCAAAAGCUCCAGGAAGUAGAUAUCAGCUACUGUCAUGAAAUCUCGAACGUAUCUUUGUCGUUAAUCGGCAAGCAUUGUCCAAAUAUCAAGACUCUAAAACGAAACUUUUUCAACACUUUAGAUCCUUCCCAACAAAAAGGAAUUGUCCCUGACAGUUAUCUAAGUGCUUGCCCACAAGAUGUGGAUUCAGAAGCUGUGGCUAUUGCAAAAUUCAUGCCCAACUUGGAGCACCUUGAACUCUGUUUCUCUAAACUCUCUGCUAAAGCUCUAACUUUGAUCUGUAAAGGAUGUCCAAAUCUCAAGUACUUGGAUCUGUUUGGGUGUGUGAACUUGACAAGUCGUGAUAUCGUGAAUGCUACGUCGAGUCUGGAGAAUUUGGAGAUUAGGAAACCGAAUUUCUAUAUUCCGAGGUCGGUCUUUCACACCGAGAGGUAUGGCCAUUGGAGGUUAUACGACGAGAGAUUCCAAACAGAUAUUUUCCGAAUUUGAUGGAGGUUACAGUCAAAUGCAGGGUUAAUACUCUCCUAAUUCAAUGUGUAUCAGUGUUGUUUUACUAAGUUGUACAGUUCUUAAUUGAGCUGAAAUCUGUACUCUCUUUUGAAUUUGUAUGGUGGAUUGAUGCGACACAAGGUUUGUAUAACUUAUAGUUAACAGCAAAUGGGUUUCAGGUUUAACCUUGUACAUCCCUUCAUGUUAUUGUUUCCAAGAUUGUCGGAACCAUUUUUCUCUA